CGGAGAAGUUUAAGUAGACAUCGCGGCGACCCUCCCGGAGACGCGCGGCGCGGGCCAGCGGCAGAACCAUGGCGGGAGGGGAAGACCGCGGGGACGGGGAUCCGGUAUCAGUGGUGACCGUGCGGGUGCAGUACCUGGAGGAUACCGACCCCUUCGCAUGUGCCAACUUCCCAGAGCCACGACGGGCCCCCACCUGCAGCCUGGACGGGGCGCUGCCUCUAAGCGCUCAGAUUCCGGCGCUGCACCGCCUGCUGGGGGCUCCGCUCAAGCUGGAGGACUGUGCCCUGCAGGUGUCUCCCUCCGGAUUUUACCUGGACCCCGAGCUGUCCCUGGAAGAGCAGCGGGAGAUGCUCGAGGGCUUCUAUGAUGAGAUCAGCAAAGGGCGGAAGCCUACGCUGAUCCUGCGCACCCAGCUCUCCGUAAGGGUCAGUGCCAUCUUGGAAAAGCUGUAUGGCUCCAGUGGCCCUGAGCUCCGCCGCUCCCUCUUCUCACUGAAGCAGAUCUUCCAGGAGGACAAAGACCUCGUACCCGAAUUCGUCCACUCAGAAGGGCUGAGUUGCCUGAUCCGCGUGGGUGCUGCUGCUGACCACAACUAUCAGACCUACAUCCUCCGAGCACUGGGCCAGCUGAUGCUUUUUGUGGAUGGGAUGCUAGGAGUGGUGGCCCACAGUGAGACUGUGCAGUGGCUGUACACACUGUGUGCCAGUCUGUCCCGCCUGGUGGUGAAGACAGCCUUGAAGCUGCUGCUGGUGUUCGUGGAAUACUCAGAGAACAAUGCACCGCUGUUCAUCCGUGCAGUCAACUCUGUAGCCAGCGCCAAUGGCACUCUUCCGUGGGCCAAUCUGGUGUCCAUCCUGCAGGAGAAGAAUGGUGCUGAUCCCGAAUUGCUGGUGUACACAGUGACGCUCAUCAACAAGACACUGGCAGCACUCCCAGAUCAGGACUCCUUCUAUGACGUGACAGAUGCCCUGGAGCAGCAGGGCAUGGAGGCCCUGGUCCACCGCCACCUGAGCACAGCCGGCACGGACGUGGACCUGCGCACACAGCUCGUACUGUAUGAGAGCACCCUGCGGUUGGAGGAUGGUGACACAGAGGAAGCAGCAACCUGUACUGCCAGUGGUGGGCGCCGGGAGCGUAGGAAACCUUCAUCAGAGGAGGGCAAAAGGAGUCGCCGAUCUCUGGAAGGUGGGGGAGGACCUGUGCGAACCCCAGAGCCUAGCCCAACAGGCCCCGCCUCCAGCCCGACAGGCCCCGCCUCCAGCCCUUCGACUCCCACCUUGCUGAUAGGCCCCGCCUCCAGGCCCUCAGGCCCCGCCUCACCGACAGGCACCGCCUCCAGCCCUGCAGUUCCCACAUCGCCCAGAGGCCCCGCCUCACCGACAGGCACCGCCUCCAGACCCAUGAGCCCUCCGUCCAAUCCCCAUGCUUCGAUGAGCUUCUUUCCUAUCAUCUCAGCAGACAGUUCCUGCGAGAGGAGUGUCUAUAAAGCCCGGUUCCUGGAGAAUGUGGCAGCAGCGGAAACAGAGAAGCAGGCUGCACUGGCCCAGGGCCGGGCGGAGGCCCUGGCUGGGGUCAUGUCCGAUGAGACUGACGGGCACCCAGAUACUCGGGAACUCUGGAGCUCCCCCGAGGCAGCCCCUGGACCCAGAACACCCCAGAGCCCUACCCACCGAGUGCUGCUCUGGUCCCAGCGAAGCCUUGACCCAGAGUCCAGAGAGCUACCGUCUCCACCACGCCCCAAGGUUGAGCCCACCCAGGAGCUUCCGGCCCGAGUCCCCAAGCUCUGCAUUGGGGACCUGGACUUUUCAGAUCUGGGGGAAGACGAGGACCAGGACAUGCUGAACAUGGAGCCUAUGGAGACUGGGAAAGGGGUCCCACCCCCACCACCCCUACUACCCUCAUUCUCUGGAGGCCCACCACCUCCCCCACCGCCACCUCCCCCACCCAUCAAAGGUCCCUUCUCGCCACCCCCUCCACCCCCCAUUGCCCCUCUUCCUCCCUCUGCACCUGAUGGCCCAGCCUUUCCCACCAAGAGGAAGACUGUGAAACUCUUCUGGCGGGAGUUAAAGCUGACUGGGGGCCCAGGGGCCCCUCGGAGUCGCUUUGGGCCCUGCCCCACCCUAUGGGCCUCCCUGGAGCCUGUCUCGGUGGACACAGCCCGACUGGAGCAUCUGUUCGAGUCCCGGGCCAAGGAUGUGCUACCUUCCAAGAAAGCUGGGGAGGGCCGCCGGACAAUGACCACGGUGCUGGACCCAAAGCGCAGCAACGCCAUCAACAUCGGCCUGACCACGCUGCCGCCUGUGCACGUCAUCAAGGCUGCCCUGCUCAACUUUGAUGAGUUUGCGGUCAGCAAGGACGGCAUUGAGAAGCUCCUGACCAUGAUGCCCACAGAGGAAGAACGGCAGAAGAUUGAGGAGGCUCAGCUGGCCAGCCCGGACAUACCACUGGGCCCCGCUGAGAGUUUCCUGAUGACCCUCGCCUCCAUCGGGGGCCUGGCUGCCCGCCUCCAACUCUGGGCCUUCAAGCUGGACUAUGACGGCAUGGAGCGGGAAAUCGCCGAGCCACUGUUCGAUCUGAAAGUGGGCAUGGAACAGCUGGUGCAGAAUGCCACCUUCCGCUGUAUCCUGGCCACGCUGCUGGCCGUGGGCAACUUCCUCAAUGGCUCCCAGAGCAGCGGCUUUGAGCUGAGCUACCUGGAGAAGGUGUCCGAGGUGAAGGACACGGUGCGUCGGCAGUCACUGCUGCACCAUCUCUGCAGCCUGGUGCUCCAGACCCGGCCUGAUUCCUCCGACUUCUACUCAGAAAUCCCCGCCCUGACCCGCUGUGCCAAGGUGGACUUUGAGCAGCUAGAUGAGAACCUGGGGCAGCUGGAGCGCCGGAGCCGGGCCGCUGAGGAAAGUCUGCGGGGCUUGGCCAAGCACGAACUGGCCCCUGCUCUGCGGAACCGCCUCACACACUUCCUGACCCAGUGUGCCCGCCGGGUUCACAUGCUGAGGGUCGUGCACCGCCGCGUCUGCAACAGGUUUCACGCCUUCCUGCUCUACCUGGGCUACACGGCGCAGGCAGCCCGUGAGGUGCGCAUCACGCAGUUCUGCCACACGCUGCGGGAGUUCGCGCUGGAAUACCGCACCUGCCGGGAGCGCGUGCUGCAGCAGCAGCGCAAACGGGCCACAUACAGGGAGCGCAACAAGACCCGGGGCCGCAUGAUCACUGAGACAGAGAAGUUCUCAGGCGUGGCUGGGGAAGUCCCCAGCCACCCAUCUGUCCCCGUGGCUGUGGGCAGCGGGCCGGGCCGAGGUGAUGCCGACAGUCAUGCCAGCAUGAAGAGUCUGCUGACCAGCAGGCCCGAGGACUCCACACAUGCCCGCCGCAGCAGAGGCAUGGUCCAAGGUAGCUCUCCAGUCAUGGCCACAGCGCCGGGGCCUUCCACCGCCCCCCCUGAGGAGCCCCCUGGCUCCAGCUUACCCAGUGACACUUCCGAUGAGAUCAUGGACCUACUCGUGCAAUCAGUGACCAAGAGCAGCCCGCGGGCCUUGGCUGCUCGGGAACGCAAGCGAUCCCGAGGCAACCGCAAGUCCUUGAGACGAACGCUGAAGAGCGGGCUCGGAGAAGACCUGGUACAGGCACUGGGGCUGAGCAAGGGCACCGGCCUGGAGGUGUGACGCUGUGGCCUGCAGACCUGGACACAGUUGCAGCUCAGGCUACACAGGACUAGUGUGAGGGGGCGCCAGAGGCCAAGCUCUUUGCAACUCCAGGCCUGCCCU
Sorex araneus (European shrew) is the source of this 3764-nucleotide messenger RNA. RefSeq names its product formin homology 2 domain containing 1 (gene FHOD1). The record is from RefSeq and is a predicted model, not a curated record. Gene Ontology annotation, cellular component: cytoplasm; cytoskeleton. Gene Ontology annotation, biological process: cortical actin cytoskeleton organization; actin filament network formation. The coding region runs from base 69 to 3662 and encodes 1197 amino acids. Gene Ontology annotation, molecular function: actin filament binding. The transcript is spliced from 22 exons. NCBI's taxonomy places the organism in Eukaryota, Metazoa, Chordata, Mammalia, Eulipotyphla, Soricidae.